AUGCUCUGUCAGAUUCACCUGGUGGAGAGGGAGAGGGAAUCGACGGAGGGAUGCUAUUCACAACGACAGCAACAAAUCAUCCUGCCAACUGUACCGAGUCGCUUCACUCCGAUCGACAGCAGCGACCGACUACGGCGACGGCGUGACGGUCGCGAUGGCCUCGCUCCCGGCGCUAGUCUGCCGACAACUUCCCCAAAACUAUUUCUGACUAUGGAUAAUUCGUCAUCGUCCUCUUCAAAGCUAACGACUGUUUGGACGACAAUCGUAGAAGGCGAAGUCUCCGGUGAUGCCGUUGCCGGGGCCGCGUUACCGUCGUGUACCAGCGUGGUAUCCAUGAUGGCUGGCACCGGCGGUGCGCAGACAACCACUGACGUUUAA
Molecule: messenger RNA, 378 nt
Organism: Macrosiphum euphorbiae (potato aphid)
Lineage: Eukaryota; Metazoa; Arthropoda; Insecta; Hemiptera; Aphididae
Source: the annotation of a GenBank genome assembly